AUGAAGACACUUGUCCUCUCUGCCCUUGUCCUGCUGGCCUACCUGGCCCAGCCUGAUUUUCUCCCUGAAGCAACUGAAGAGACUAAAAAUGAGGAUCAACCAGGGGUAGAGGACCAGGAUGUGUCUAUCACCUUUGGAGGCCCAGAAGGCUCUGCUCUUCAAGAUGCAGCCUCAAGGAAGCUUUUGACAUGCUACUGUCGAAACCGAUCCUGCAAAAUACUAGAACGCAUCAGUGGUGUCUGCACUAGGGGUAGGAGAACCUACGUGUUCUGCUGCCGCUGA
Messenger RNA from Onychomys torridus (southern grasshopper mouse), 282 nucleotides. Its product is annotated as alpha-defensin 23-like. The transcript has 2 exons. NCBI's taxonomy places the organism in Eukaryota, Metazoa, Chordata, Mammalia, Rodentia, Cricetidae. Gene Ontology annotation, biological process: disruption of plasma membrane integrity in another organism; antimicrobial humoral immune response mediated by antimicrobial peptide; cellular response to lipopolysaccharide. The coding region runs from base 1 to 282 and encodes 93 amino acids. Gene Ontology annotation, cellular component: extracellular region; extracellular matrix. The record is from RefSeq and is a predicted model, not a curated record.